CUUGUGCUCUGCAGGCUGAGGGUCAGUGUGCAGUAGAGGGACAGACGGGAUAUUCUUCUGUUCGACAUGCCCUGGAAUACUGAAGAUCGGACUCCAGUGUCUCACAUGUUGCAUUGCAGUUUUCACUGACACAGAAAAUCAGAUCAGCUCUACCCAGUGCCUCUGCUCCUCACUAAUGCUGAGACAUGAUUGGAGCAGAGAGAUACAUCCUCAUUGGCUGUCUGCUGCAAGGAGCCUUGGGCAGCGAUUGGGCAGUCUGGAUGCCUCAGCGUAUUGAAGCUCUGAUUGGAUCCUGUGUCCUGAUUCCCUGCAGAUUUGAGAUCCCGUCUGAAUAUGACUCAGAUCUAUUACAGGAUCCAUCUUCAGUUAAUGGAAAAUGGAAAAAAGAUGAAACUGAAGUGUUUGAUUCCAGCAGCCAAUCUGCAUCCUCUCUGCAUGGAAAGAUCACUGGAGACCUCUUGCAUAAAAACUGCACUACAGUCCUGGAGAACCUUCCAAUGAAUUAUCAUGGUCAUUAUAAAUUCAGAUUAGAAUGCAACAAUAGACUCAAAUGGAAUUUUGAACAAAGUGUUCAAAUUAAUAUCACAGACUCUCCACCCAAACCCAAGUUAACCCCAGAGAAGGUGGAGGUGAUGGAGGGGACAUCUGUGAGCUUGAGCUGCUCUGCUGCGGCCCCCUGUCCCAAACUCCCCCCAAAUCUGACAUGGACCCCCAGGCUGAGUGACAGUUUGGAUCAACUGCAAGAGAAUGAGGAUCGAACCAAAUCUGUGUCUUCUGUUCUGACCUUCACUGCUUCCCACCUCCACCAUAGGCAGAAGAUCAUCUGCAGGACACUUUACACACUGCAAAAACGAGACACUCAGAAGACGUCUAAGGCCAGUAUGAUUCUCAGAGUUCGAUAUGCUCCUAAGAACACCUCAGUGUCAGUCAGUCCCUCUGGAUCAGUGUUAGCGGGCAGUUCUGUGACUCUGACCUGCAGCAGUAAUGCCAACCCAGCAGUGCAGAACUACAUCUGGUAUAAAGUGAAUGGGACAAAGAUGAACACUGUAGGAACUGGACAGAAUCUCACCUUCAAUGUGACUGAGUCCAGUGGCACUGAACAGUACUACUAUGAAGCACAGAAUAAACAUGGAAAAGAUAAAUCAAAAACUGUACAACUGGAACUUGAUUAUCCUCCUAAGAACACCUCAGUGUCAGUCAGCCCCUCUGGUUCAGUGUUAGAGGGCAGCUCUGUGACUCUGACCUGCAGCAGUAAUGCCAACCCAGCAGUGCAGAACUACACCUGGUAUAAAGUGAAUGGGACAGAGAUGAACACUGUAGGAACUGGACAAAAUCUCACCUUCAAUGUGACUGAGUCCAGUGGCAGUGAACAGUACUACUGUGAAGUACAGAAUGACCAUGGCAAGGACAACUCAACAACUGUACAGCUGAAUGUGAUAUACAUGCCUCAGAUCUCUGGCUCUGGGAGCUGCAGCAGAACUGCAGCAGAGAUCAGCUGCUCCUGUGAGAGCCGUGGGAAUCCCUCUCCCAGUGUGGAGUGGCGUCUGUCUGGACUGCGGGUCACUAACUCCACUGACAGAGUCAUCAGGGAGGAGCAGCUGGGGAACACAGGCCUGAGGAGUUCCCUCACCAUGGACCAAUCACAGGGAGACACGCCCACUCUCCUCUGCGUCAGCACCAACACUCUCGGCUCCUCCAGCCUCCAGCUCCACCUCCCGUCUCCACAGCAACACUCAGGUUUUCUCAUUACCUCAUUGCUGAUUGGUGCAGCUGCCAGUGCUGGUGCCAUGAUGAUGAUAUGCCUCAUAAUGCAGCUCAUUCUAAAGUUGUCUAGAAGACUGAAGGGAGGGAGGGACGGGGACACAUAUGCCAGUCUGCAGCUCCCCAACAUCAGCCCUGACUAUGACGUGCUGCAGGUAAAAAACAAGCAUCAGAAACACACAGGGAGUACACAAGAUGAGAACGAUGAUUACCAGAACCCUGAAGAUGGAAACAGACCAGAUUCAGGGGCUAAUUCAAAAUAGCAAGGCUGAAGAUCAGAGAGGGCUCCCGUUCACACAUGGAUGACGGCGUGAACUUCGGUCUAAACCCACAUGAGAAUAAUAUUCAGUUUUAAAGGGGCAGUUCACCCGAAAAUGAAAGAAAGCUGCGUUUCAUCUUACCAGGACUGCUAUCGAUCCAUCCAGAUAUUUUUUCUGACAUUUGAUGUGAUGUGUUAAACUUUCUGUUUUCCUCUAUCUUUCGCUCACUCUCUCAUUUCUCUCUCUUUUUCUCUCUCUCUCUUCCCCACUUAUUCAAAGCACUGUGCUUAUGCAUUUAUGAUGAAGAAAGUUUAUUUUUCAAAGUUAAUUGUACUUUUUUUAUUGGCAGAAUUUUAAAAGGGUCUGUUGAGUGAGAGACUGAAAGGACCUUUUACUGUCUUGCAAAGAAAGCUGGGGGAGAACAGGUCUUAAACACAAGUGCAUUCAUUUACAGUCUUUUUGAAGUUGUAUAUAAAAUAAGGGCAGGACUAAAUGAGGCAUGUGUUUUUUAUUUUGUUUUUGUUGUAAAAUUAAGGAAAGAACAAACAAAAAUAAACUUCUGUACAAUAGCAAUUUGAAUUAUGUACAGUAAAAAGUGUUACUCCAACAGGAUUUAUGUUGUCAAAAAGGGAUAAAAUGUAUUUGCUGGUUUGACAUUGAACAUUUGUUUAAGUGUACAGGUGUGGAUUUACUGUUCAAACAUAAUCAAAUUCUGAUUUGAUUAUAAACUGUCUACUAAAACUGCCUAGGUUCAUAUUAGAAGCUUUCUUUGAAGUAAAAAAAAAAAUGUUUUUAGUUUACUUGAUGAUCGCUAUUGUGCUCCCAUAUUUAAUUACAUUUAUUACGAUUGCUUUGACUUAUUUUGCACAACAGAGUUUCAAUGUGCAAAACUCUUAACACAGAAUGCUGUACUGUUCAUUUUGGGUUCAAAAUGUAAUAUAGCAUGCAAAAUAAAAACACCAGUGUCAAA
Anguilla anguilla (European eel) is the source of this 2991-nucleotide messenger RNA. Its product is annotated as B-cell receptor CD22-like. Lineage: Eukaryota; Metazoa; Chordata; Actinopteri; Anguilliformes; Anguillidae. The transcript is spliced from 13 exons. The record is from RefSeq and is a predicted model, not a curated record. The coding region runs from base 186 to 2024 and encodes 612 amino acids.